AUGGCGCAGCUUGAAACCUUCGAGACGGGUGAGCAUGGCCCUUAUGCCCCGUGGUGGAAAAUGCAUCGCGGACACACUCGUUCUUGGCCACACGAAGAGGAUGAUUGGACCCGCAUGGAACUGUCCUCAUCCCGCCCAUCGCCUCGCCACCGUUGGGAUGAAAUACAUAGACCCGCCUACUCGGCCUACUCCGCUGCCCCCUCGUCUGUUGCUACGUCUCGCCAGAGACCGGCUGUGACGCGUGCUGCCACUCUGCUUCUUUCCUCACCGUCGGGCAUGCGACACCACAGCUCUGAUACCCCACUCAUAGGUCGGCCCCCGGCCGUGCCGUCUUUUCCUCGGGCAUCUACCGCACCCAUUGGGAAAGCCGCCUUUGAAAAUUACGACCCUCGCGCUCACCCUGGUAUAAGCCGGGCUUCGUUGCACAGAGAUCUCAGCCCGCGCUCCGCCGCCCCCUACUUCCGCUCUACUCCGGACUCCCGUCGGUCCAUGCGCUCGUCCCUUAGCGAGUCGGACAACGAUACUGAUCUAACGCGGCCCACACCAGAAGAAGACGACAAGGACGAAGAAGACGACAAGGACGAAGAAGACGAAGACGGCCGUGCAGCCGACACCAUUUUUGUCGACAAGAAGGCGCUACGCGACCGGAUGGACAUUCGCAAACGCCCAUCCCAAGAAUACCCCACGGCGUCGUCUAUGAAGCAACAUUCAGCACGGCAGAGUCAAAAUCAAAAACAGAAACAACGUGGCCGCGUUCGAGGCGACGACCUGGAUCUACAUGAGGAAGGCGACGAGGUGGCUGUCGCUCAACAAGAAACGCAAGGCUUUCCACAGCGCUCCCAGCAGAAGCGGGGCCAUCACGGACACCGCUCUCGACGGAGUAGCGGUAGCCGCGGUGCGGGCGGCGGCAGCAGUAGCAGAGGACGCAGAUACGAGAGUGUGAUUCCCGAAGAGGCCACCGAAGACCAGCAGGCCGAUGCCGACGCAGAGAUGGACAAUGACGACUUUGACGACGACCGCCGCCGGCGACGCACACCUUCGAGACACACCCGGCGCUCAGCCUCCCGGAACACGACUGCUACGCACGAUGUCCGUCGCGACCUGUCACGUAGUAAGAGCCGCCUGCGGCAUGCCGACAGCGACGAGUUCAAUCCGCGAGCGUCAUCGAGACGGUGA
Messenger RNA from Sporothrix schenckii 1099-18, 1176 nucleotides. RefSeq lists its product as uncharacterized. The transcript has a single exon. The coding region runs from base 1 to 1176 and encodes 391 amino acids. The record is from RefSeq and is a predicted model, not a curated record. Lineage: Eukaryota; Fungi; Ascomycota; Sordariomycetes; Ophiostomatales; Ophiostomataceae.